Molecule: messenger RNA, 5766 nt
Organism: Vanrija pseudolonga
Lineage: Eukaryota; Fungi; Basidiomycota; Tremellomycetes; Trichosporonales; Trichosporonaceae
Product: putative transporter
Exons: 20
Coding region: 1-5442 (1813 amino acids)
Biological process (GO): transmembrane transport
Cellular component (GO): membrane
Molecular function (GO): transmembrane transporter activity
Source: RefSeq, a predicted model, not a curated record
AUGUCCGCCAACAUCACCCCCCACCGCGUCGAGACGACCCACUCAACAUAUUCGGACAAGGACAAGGACCUGACCAAAGAAGAGGCCGGCGUGGCCGUCACCAACGCCGCCGACCAUGGCGACUACUCUGGCUUCACGCAGAAGACGGACCCGCGCGAGAUCAAGCUCGUGCGCAAGCUCGACAUUUACAUCAUGACUUCGCUGUGGAGCAUGUACUGGCUCAACUAUCUCGACCGGAACGCGAUCGCCCUUGCCAAGCUCUCCUCCCUCACCGAGGACCUCCGCCUCACCGACGUCCAGUACCAGACCUGCGUGUCUAUCCUCUUCGUGGGCUACGUCAUCAUGGGCGUCCCCUCCAACAUGUUCAUCACGCGCACCAAGCCGUCCAUCUUCCUCGUCUGCGUCAUGAUGACCUGGGCCAUCAUCUCGAUCUGCACGGCCUUCUCCAAGAACUUCAUGGGCCUUCUCCUUACCCGCUUCUUCCUCGGUGUGGUCGAGGCGCCAUACUACCCCGGCGCGCUCCUCCUCAUCUCCAACUUCUACACCCGCACCGAGGUCGCGACGCGCAUCGCCAUCUUGUACACGGGCAACAUCCUCGCGACCGCCUUUGCCGGCCUGAUCGCGCUCGGUAUCUUCAAGCUCGACGGCGUGCGCGGCCUCGCGGGAUGGCAGUGGCUCUUCAUCAUCCAGGGCGCAUUCACCGGCCUCGUCGCCCUCUGCGCGUACCCCUUCCUCCCCGACUCGCCGCUCACGACCCGCUGGCUCACGCCCGAGGAGCGCCAGCUCGCCCACGACCGGCUGCAGCGCGACAACGUUGACCGGUCCGAGAAGGGCUCGACCCUCGACGGGCUCAAGCAGGCCGUCACCGACCCGCGCGUGUGGCUCUUCUGCCUCAUCCAGAACCUCCACCUCUCGGCCAACGGCUUCAAGAACUUCUUCCCCUCGGUCAUCAAGACGCUCGGCCUCGGCCAGACCCUCACUCUUGUGCUCACGUGCCCUCCGUACCUCAUCGCCGGUGUCUUCUCCAUUGUCGUCUCCCUCACCUCCGGCAAGUACAACGAACGCACGUGGCACAUUACGGUGUGUAAGGCGAUUGCCAUCCUCGGCUUUGCCUUGGCUCCCGCCACACUCAACGUCGGUGUGCGAUACUUUGCCAUGAUGGUGUUCACGAUUGGCACGUACGGCGUCAACUCGAUCGUCCUCGGCUGGGCAGCGACAGUGUGCUCGCAGUCGAUAGAGAAGAAGGCCGUCACCAUCGCCAUGAUGACAUCCCUCUCCAACGCGAGUUUCAUCUACACGCCCUACCUGUUCAAGGAGAGCGACAAGCCGCGCUACACCAUCGCCAUGACCGCCAUGGCUGCCUUCUCCUUCCUCUGUGCCGCUUGCUGCUGGGGCAUGCGCAUCAUCCUCAAGAGGCAGAACAAGUCGCUCCACCUCUCGGGAUCGCCUACCAUCACCCGCCCCCGCACCCCGUGCCCGCCACUACAGCUCUGUCAGUGGUGCGCCGACUCGGGCAUACCCUACGCCUCUCUCCUGUUCAGCGAUGAGACGCGCCUCGACCGGCUCUAUGGCGCCCCACUGCCCUCUGACCCUGGCGCGCUCGCGACCUUCGAAGACACGCUCAUGUCGACGUUUGUCUCGGCGCCGGACUUCGACAACCUCAAUUACCUGGACCGCGACCGCCUCUCGCGCCUGUACGAGCGGUACCGGCGCCUGCCGAACAGCGUGAACGACGACCAGCUCGCGUUCCUGUAUGCCGUGUUCUGCCUGUCGCGCUUCAACCAGCUCCGUACAGCCGAUAAUACCACCCACACGCCCAGCUCGACGCUAUCGCACCCGGAACAUAUCCCGCGCGAAGACCUCACCUACUUCCACCGCGCGUGCCAGGCCAUGACGCGAUGGGGCCGCCCGUCCGUCUGGUCGCUGUGGGGGCUGAGCUGCCUCGUGCCGUACUCCAUCGCGACUGCGGGCCCGGCUGAGACAGACUUCCUCCUAGACCGCAUGGUCAUGCAUGUCCGCGAGCUAGGCAUCCACCAGCGCGAAACGGCCGCGCUCUAUCCGUCGGAGGAUAUGGUCGGGCUGCUGUUCAGCGCCUUCUUCUACAUGGACACGAUGUGCGCGGGCCUCAUGACCCUCCAGCCGAGGUUGACGGCUUACGAGCUCGACUUUGACCCAACCCCGCUGAGCGCCAUCGCGCCAGGCUGCCUCGCCGCCGCGAGCCUCCACCAGGCGCACUUUCUCAACCAUGUCGGCGCGCACCCUGAGGACCUUGCGUCGAAAGAGUAUAUCGCGAGCACGAUCUCCACGUGGAACGAGACGCUGUACGCGCUGCGGCGGGACAAGCUGUCCACCAUUCCGCGGGUGAAGCGCGCGAUGCAAGUCCUCCUCUUGACGCCGGGCAUCGCAACCCCAGAAGCAGGGAGCACGUCCCUCCCCCUCCUCGCCCGCGUCACGUCCCAGAUCCUCUCGACGUUCGCCGAGCUCGCGUCCCUGGGACACCUGAGCCCCGCAUGGCCGCAGGUACGGCAGAUUGUCGCAUGUGGGCAUUUGGUGGUCGUGUGCACCGCGAGCGGGGAGCUGCACCAGCUCGAGGCGCGGCGGCUGGUCGAGAUCCUCCUGGAUGUGCUUGGACGCUUUGCACAAGUGUGGCCGUCGACCGUUGACCUUGUGGUUGGAUUUCGCAGGGCUGCAGAUUCGCUUGGCCUUGGAAUCGCACCCGAGGACAUGGAAACCCCGCUCGCGGCCCCACUGCCCCAGGGAGGGAGUACCUUCGAGGAGAUCAACCAGUGGCUUUUGGACUUUCCCUUCGACUUUGAUAUCUCGUCGGACUUCGCAAAGCACAUCGACGCGCACGAGGAGGUCGUCGACUCCGAGGCGCGCGGAUACGUCGACCACACGGUGGUCAUCACGCCCGAGGUCGACGCGCGCCUCCGCCGUAAGAUCCACCUGCGUAUCCUGCCGCUCCUAUGUCUCGGUUAUCUCUGCCAGGCACUCGACAAGGGCACGAUCACGUCGUCGUCCAUCAUGGGCUGGCUCAAGGACGUCAACGCCAAGGGCCAGGACUUCUCCCUCACCACUACCAUCCUGUGGUGUGGUAUCAUCAUGGCUGAGCCCCUCGCCAACCAGUGUGUCCGUCGGCUUCCCCUUGCGAAGCUUCUCGCAGGCGGCAUGGUCAUCUGGAGUAUCCUUCUCUUCGGCCUCGGUUUCUCGAUGAGCAUUCCCCCUGUCCUGGCUAUCCGCUUCCUCCUCGGCUUCUUCGAGUCGCUUGUCGGCCCCUGUCUCGUUGCUCUCAUGGUCCAGUGGUACCGCAUUGAGGAGCAGCCGUUCGUCGGCACCAUGUGGCAGUGCAUGCUCGGUUUGUCGACCAUCAUCACGUCUCUCCUGGCCUACGGCUUCUUCCACAUCGAGAACGGCAAGCUCAAGUCCUGGCAGUGGCUGCACGUCAUGAUCGGCCUCAUCUCGCUCGUGUGCUCCCUCAUCGUGUGGUUCUUCCUCCCCGACUCGCCGACUCAGGCGCGCUGGGCGACCGAGGAGGAGAAGACGUUGCUCGUUGAGCGUGUGCGCGCCAACAACCAGGGUCUCAAGAACAAGACGUUCAACAAGGCGCAGAUGCGCGAGGCGUUCAAGGACAGCUUUACGUGGUGCCUCUUCUUCCUCGCCUUCUUCAACACGCUCGUCGUUGGCGGUGUGAGCACGUUCGGCGGCCUCCUCAUCACCCGGGCGUUCGGUUUCUCCACCUACACCGCGCAGCUGCUCAACAUCCCCGUCGGCGUAUUCCAGAUCCUCCUCUAUCUCUCCAUGGGAUGGCUCGUCAAGAAGACUGGCGAGACCGCCUACCUCAUGGUCGCGUUCACGAUCCCUAACAUUGUCGGCACUGUCGUCCUGCUCACCGUCGCACCAGGACCCAAGACCAAGGGAGGCCUCGUGGCAGCCUACUACUGCAUGAUGGUGUUCGGCACCUGCUACCCCGCCAUCAUCCUUCUGCUUUCGCGCAACGUCGCCGGCCAGACGAAGAAGAGUGUCGUCUACGCUGUUAUGUUCAUGGGCUGGGCCGGCGGUAACGGUAUCUCGCCCCAGAUCUUCCAGUCUGUCUGGGCCCCGCGCUACCUGCACAGUCUGCACAUCCACCUCGCGUUGUACGGUUGCUUCAUCGGCACGUGUUUCCUCACCCGGUUCAUCCUCGCGCGCCGCAACAAGCGCAAGGAGGAGGCCGCGGCCGCUGUGGCGUCCGAGGCUGGCGAAGGUGCCAAGAACCUGCACGCGUUUGAGGAUCUUACCGACCUGCAGAACCCCGACUUUAGGUACAGUCUGCUUAAGCGCAAGGUCGACUUGCGCCUCAUGCCUUGCCUGUUCGUGCUCCUCAUUCUCAACUAUCUCGACCGCAAUGCGCUCAGCCUCGCCCGUGUGCAAGGCAUCGAAGCCGACCUCGGCCUCAAGGGCAACAACUUCAACACGGCCAUCUCUGUCCUCUUCUGCGGCUACAUUAUCGGCCAGCUACCCUCCAACCUCGUCCUGUCGCGCGUCCGGCCGAGCGUGUACCUGUCGGUCAUGUGCGUGCUGUGGGGCAUCGUGUCGGCCGCGACGGCCGCCGCGAACAAUUUCGGCCACUUGGUGGUUGUGCGCUUCUUCCUCGGCGUGCUUGAGAGCCCUUUCUUUCCCGGCGCGCUGUUCCUCUUGAGCUCUUGGUAUACUAAAAAGGAGCUCGCGCUCCGGACUAGCAUUCUCUACUGCGGCUCGUACCUCUCUGGCGCGUUCGCAGGCCUCAUCGCCGCCGGUGUCCAAAAGGGCCUGAAGGGCAAGCGCGGCCUCACGUCCUGGCAGUGGCUGUUCAUUCUCGAGGGCAGCAUCACGGUCCUCGCUGGCCUGGUCGCCGUGUUCAUCCUCCCCGACUAUCCAGCCACGACGCGCUGGCUCACGGACCGCGAGAAGGCGCUCGCUGCGUACCGCCUCGAACGGGACACUGGCAUGCUCGACAAGGAGACGAUGCCGCUCCGCCAGGCGGUCAAGGCCGCCGUCAAGGACUACAAGUUGUGGAUGUUUGCGCUCAUCUACGCGACGAUGGCUACCGCUGGAGGGUACUCCCCGUUCGUGCCGACUGUUGUCAACACCUUCGGCCUGAGCCCCAUCAAGACCCUCCUCCUCACCGCACCCCCCUUCCUCGUCCCCGUCAUCACGCAGCCCAUCGUCUCCUUCUUCUCCGACCGCGGGCCCGAGCGCUGCUGGCACUACACCACGCCGAUGUGGUUCGCCAUCGUCGGCUUCAUCCUGGCCGCGACGACGACGACCACGGCGCCGCGGUACCUCUCCAUCUUCUUCCUGACUGGCGGGCUGAGCUCGAGCUUUUCGGUCCUGCUCGCGUGGGUCGGGUCGACUUUCGCCCGACCGCGCACGAAGCGCGCCGCCGCGUACGGGAUCAUCAAUGCACUGGGGAACAGCGAGUGAGGCCUUAAGAGCCGCGCUGACAACCAGUGGCACAGAUUUGGUCGCCGUACAUGUAUCCCAAGGGCGACGGUCCGCGGUACAAGGUAGGUUGGAGGAGGUGGAGGGAGGGUGCAGCAGCGUGCUCACACCGCAGCGCGCAUUCUCCGUCUCGGCGGUCAUGGUCGCACUCGCGAUAGCGCUCAGCUUCAUCCUGCGCGAGUGCAUGCGGCGGGAGAACGCGCGCAUGGAGGCAGAGGCAGAGGAGGACGAGGUGGAGGGCAAGUAUCGCCUCGUGCUGUAAUGUUGUGCUUUGGCCGGGCCGGAUGCAUGGUUUAUAAUUCCUCG